UUGGGGGGCGGCGGGGUCCCCGUGUGCCAUAUGGGGCUGCCGUAUGGGGUCCCCGUGUGCCAUAUGGGGCUGCCAGCCCCCCCGCCCCCCACAGAUCGUUCUGCCCCCCACCUGGAGCGCAUCCGGGAGAAGCUGGCGGAGAACAUCCAUGAGCUGUGGGCGCUGACCCGCAUCGAGCAGGGAUGGACCUACGGCCCCAUCCGUGACGAUGCUGAGCAGCUCCAUCCCUGCCUGCUGGAUUUCCACAGCCUCCCCGAGCCGGAGCGCAACUACAACCUGCAGAUGUCGGGGGAGACGCUCAAGUGAGGGGACCCCAAAAGA
This is a messenger RNA of Meleagris gallopavo (turkey), 321 nucleotides long. The record is from RefSeq and is a predicted model, not a curated record. Lineage: Eukaryota; Metazoa; Chordata; Aves; Galliformes; Phasianidae.